This is a messenger RNA of Striga hermonthica, 499 nucleotides long. Lineage: Eukaryota; Viridiplantae; Streptophyta; Magnoliopsida; Lamiales; Orobanchaceae. The record is from the annotation of a GenBank genome assembly.
GGUCAUCGUAUGGCUGGACAGAUUCGAUCUGUCAAUAUCCCAAAAUUCAAAGAUUUUAUUAAAGAGGGCGAGGUCUACGCAAUUCGCAACUAUCAAGUCGAUAGCAACAUUGGGCUGUAUCGAUCGACCAUGCACAAAUUUAAAAUGGUCAUACAUGGGAUGACUGAAAUCCUAAAGUUUAAGGGGGAUUUUCCAUAUUUCCGAUUUGAUUUUAGGAACUUUGUUACUCUCCAAGAUCCCAAUAAUGUUGAUGAAUCCACCCUUUUUGAUAUUAUUGGAGUUGUCGUGGAGAUUGGUUCUGUUGCCAUUAAAGAAUUUAAUGGCGUCCCCACAAAAAUGAUUGUUUUUCAUUUGAUCGACUUGGAAGAGAACAAGUUGAGUUGCACUCUUUGGAACGAAUAUGUUGAUAUAUUUCUUCAACAUGAACAACAACAUGCUGUGGUUGAAGGCCGCCAAUGGAUUAUGAUAAUUAACUUGUGUAGAGCAAAACCAUUUGAUG